AUGGCGCCACGAAACCACUCGGUGUGGCUCCUCUCCGGGGCCAUGCUGAUGCUGCUGUCCGCGGCCGGCGCGGCGGCAGCAGCCCAGGGCUGCGCGGCCGCCAGGUUCCAGGCGCCGGCGAGGUCGUUCCAGCGGUGCACGGAGCUGCCCGUGCUCGGCGCCACCCUGUUCUGGACGUACCACCCAGCGAACGGCACCGCGGACCUGGCGUUCCAGGCGCCGCAGGGCGCCGGCGGCUGGGUCGCCUGGGGCAUCAACACCGACCGCCCCGGCAGCAUGGUCGGCAGCAGCGUGUUCGUCGCCUCCCCCGGCGCCAGCGGCGGCGUGGCCGUCCUGAUGACCGUCCUCGAGAGCACGUCGCCCAGCCUGACCAACGGGACCCUCAAGUUCGACGUGCCCGUCGCGCCCGCCGCCGAGUACGCGGGCGGCGCGUACACGAUCUACGUGACGGUGGCGCUCCCGGGGAACGACACGGUGCAGAACACGGUGUGGCAGGCCGGCCCGCUCAGCGGAGGGAAGAUUGCCGCGCACCCCAUGUCCGGGCCAAACCUGCAGAGCACCAUGAGGCUGGAUUUCCUGUCCGGCGGCAGAAGCGCAGGGACCUCCAACUCCGUAGUGCACCGUCGUAACCUGAGGAAUUUCCAGGGAUGAUGAAAUUGAAAUCUCAGCGACAUCACUGAAUAGUAAAUUCAAAUCCACUUUACCUAUUGCUAGUAGUUGUUCACACUUUUCCAAGUUUGAGUCCCAAACUGAUUGUGUAGACAAUGUGGACCAAAUGCUAAAUGUGUAAAAUGUGUUGUGUGCAUAUAUAUAAAGGUUUCUCGUCCUAACUCCUAAGCGAUGAAACUAUCAUAAGUUUGUCGAAAUUUGUACAGGCACCGAAACAAUGUCAAAUGUGUAUCUGUACAGCCGUACAGGCAGCAGGCGCCACCUGGAGGAAGCUUAACGCAGAUACUAUACGAAGUGACGAAGUCGUCGCUCGUCACCGUGUUUUGCUCGUUCCAGGUUUCCAGGUGUUGGAGAAAGGGAUGGUACAUAGGGCACGUCUGUGGAGGUGAAAUUUUUUGGUGUGUAGAAUGAGGAAUUUCAG
Molecule: messenger RNA, 1090 nt
Organism: Panicum virgatum (switchgrass)
Lineage: Eukaryota; Viridiplantae; Streptophyta; Magnoliopsida; Poales; Poaceae
Product: cytochrome b561 and DOMON domain-containing protein At4g12980-like
Exons: 1
Coding region: 1-651 (216 amino acids)
Source: RefSeq, a predicted model, not a curated record